AUGGCCAAAGACCAACUUUCUUGCACAAUGUGCUCUUCUUGUGACAACCCUUGUCAGCCAAUUUCAACCCCACCACCUCCUCCUCAACUUUAUCCACCACCCCCACCCUCUUCAUAUUAUGUGUCACCCCCGAACAAUAGCGGGGGCAACAGUGGUGGCGGGGGUGAUGGGAAUGGUGGUGGAAACUAUCCACCACCGACUAAUAACUACCCAACUCCACCACCCCCAAAUCCAAUUGUUUUGUACAAUGUGCAGAUAUCAAGAAAGAAAGGCAUAAGAGAUAGAGCAGAUGAACAAGUAGUAGUGGAGCAGUAA
Molecule: messenger RNA, 315 nt
Organism: Solanum pennellii
Lineage: Eukaryota; Viridiplantae; Streptophyta; Magnoliopsida; Solanales; Solanaceae
Product: proline-rich receptor-like protein kinase PERK4
Exons: 2
Coding region: 1-315 (104 amino acids)
Source: RefSeq, a predicted model, not a curated record